Molecule: messenger RNA, 732 nt
Organism: Arctia plantaginis
Lineage: Eukaryota; Metazoa; Arthropoda; Insecta; Lepidoptera; Erebidae
Source: the annotation of a GenBank genome assembly
AUGCCCAAAUCAAAAAGAGAUAAAAAAGUUUCCCUGACAAAAACAAACAAGAAGGGAUUGUUGCUUAAACAGAAAAUAAUUGAAGAAAUACGAAAUUCACUGUCGAAAUAUGAACAUAUUUUCUUAUUCACGGUGGAUAACAUGCGAAACACGAAAUUAAAAGAUCUUCGUAAUGAAUGGAAAGACUCCCGAUUCUUUUUUGGGAAAAAUAAAGUUAUGGCUGUAGCUCUUGGCAGGAGUAAAAGUGAUGAAGUGGAAGACCAAUUAAAUCUACUGUCAAAGAGGUUAAAGGGGCAAUGCGGUUUGCUUAUGACAAAUAAAGAUGUGCCUGAGGUUUUACAAUGGUUUAAAGACUUCCGUGAUGCAGAAUAUGCUCGUGCAGGGUUUUUGGCGACAAAAGAUGUAAUACUGCCUCAAGGUCCCCUUAAAGAUUUUUCCCAUACAAUCGAACCUCAUCUUCGGAAGCUUGGACUGCCAACAUCUCUAGAGCGAGGUGUAGUAAAUCUUAUAAAGGAAUAUCAGGUUUGUAAAAAAGGAACACCGUUGACUCCAGAACAAGCGAGUGUACUGAAACUUUUGGGUAUACAGAUGGCACAGUUUAAAGUUGUUAUCAAGUGCCACUGGACUAAGGGGAAAGGAUUCCACAAAGAUAUUGACCUACCUAGUGAUGAAGAAGAGGAAAAUGAUGACGAUGAACAAGAUCAAGACGCCAUGGAAGAAGAUGAAACAUAG